This is a messenger RNA of Eptesicus fuscus (big brown bat), 1014 nucleotides long. Its product is annotated as melanoma-associated antigen B2-like. The record is from RefSeq and is a predicted model, not a curated record. The transcript has a single exon. Gene Ontology annotation, cellular component: nucleus. The coding region runs from base 1 to 1014 and encodes 337 amino acids. NCBI's taxonomy places the organism in Eukaryota, Metazoa, Chordata, Mammalia, Chiroptera, Vespertilionidae. Gene Ontology annotation, biological process: negative regulation of transcription by RNA polymerase II.
AUGCCUCGUGGUCAUAAGAGCAAGCUCCGUGCUCGGGAGAAACACCGCCAAAACAGAGCUGAGAAACAAGGUGAUAAGAGUGCUCAGGCCCCUGUAGGAGAGGAAGGAGAGGCCGCUUGCUCCUCUUCCAUUUUGGGGGAUGGUCCCUCAACCUCCACUGGUGCUGGCACUCUCCAGGCACCUCCAGGUGCCCCAGCCACCACCCGUGAUGCUGCAGGUGCUUCAGGUGAAAGAUCUGCUGUAAAAGCCAAAGGCCAGGUUCAGAAAAGUAAAAAAUCCUCCCAGGCCUCAACCUCCGCUGAGAGCUCUGGCCAAGAUCUUCUAACUCAGAAGGCAAAUUUGUUGGUUCAUUACAUGCUGUGUCAAUAUAAAAAGAAGGAGCCCAUUAAAAAGGGAGACAUGCUGAAGAUCAUCCACAAGUGGUUCAGGAAGGACUUCCCUGAGAUCCUCAGGAGAGCCUCUGAGCGCAUGGAUCGGUUCUUUGGCCUGGAAUUGAAAGAAGUCAAGCCCAAUGGUAAUUACUACACCCUUGUCGACAAUGAAGAUGAGAGUCUGAGCAGCGGCUUCAGAUUUCCUACCAAAGGGAUUCUGAUGCCUGUCCUGGGUUUUAUCUUGUUGAAUGACAACUGUGCCCCUGAGGAGGAGAUCUGGGAAUUCCUGAAUAUGAUGAGUGUCUAUGAUGGAAAGACUCACUUCAUUUUUGGGGAGCCCAGGAAGCUUAUCACCCAAGAUUUAGUGCAAGAAAAAUACCUGGUGUACCAGCCGGUGCCCAACAGUGAUCCUCCACGCUAUGAGUUCCUGUGGGGUCCAAGAGCCCACGCUGAGACCAGCAAGAAGAAAAUCCUCGAGUUUUUCUCCCUGCUCAAUAAUAAUAUCCGCACUGCCUUGGCAUCCCAUUUUGAAAGGGCUUUGAAAGAAGAAGAUGAGAGAGCCCAAGCCAGAGCCCAAGCUGCACUCAUGGCUGCCACUCCUCCCGAGGCCAGUGGGUGCUCUGGGGCCACAUCCAGCCACUAA